UCAGCUGUCGGUGACAAAAAGCUAUUAACGAGCAUCACGUUCACUGUGGACUAACUUCAAAAUUUUUAAUCAAACGUCAUUCAAACUUCCAAAUAGAAAAGCAAAAUUUACGUAAAAUGUUUCGAAAUUUGAUACAAAAGCUACCCACUUUUCAGCGGACGCGGAAGUCCGAAUUUUCACAUAAACUGCCGAAAGGCGGUUACCGCUCUCUGUCUCCGUUCCAAAUAUUCUCUGGCAGCUCGAAACCUCAGCGAUCCCAAUCAUGUCCACCGGAAAAACGCGAACUCACCGAAAACGUCGAUGUCAAAUCGACGCCGCGUUCUUAUAGUCGGGAAUCGCGACACGGCAGCAACGGACGAAUGAAUGACAAGUACGAGACGGAAAUCAAAUGGCGUGAAUCGCCGAUUCCCGCCGCUAGAGCGCGCGAGUCGAAACAAUUGGAUGAAGAGUCGAUCGGUAAAGCACAUCAGCGAGAGGAGUUUAUUCCGCCACUCCAGCAAUACGAACUGGAGGCCGCGAAACCCCGCGAACCCAAAAGCACCCAGCUAAUCGAGGCAUUUCAAUCGAAGACGGAAAAAACCAUGUACGGCGUACAACUGCAGCCGAACGAACUCAAACCGUUCGGCUCGCAGGACAACUUGUACUCGCCGAUCCUCAUCAAACCUGCUUCCGCGGUAAAGGGUCCGACGAGGAGGAGGGUGGCCGACGAAGAGGUCUCCCAAAUACGACUACCUCGCGAUGAUUUUCACAGAAAUUACUCCACCGAUAGGAUGGCGUUUAAGAUUCCGUCUCGAUUCGACAUAUGUCCGCCGAAUUUCUACGCGGGGACGAACGACGCCGAAGAGGAUAACGAACGGGUCGAGUUCGUCACUCCGGAAAUGCGGGAGGCGAGAAGACUGACGGCCAUCAGCGGCGCCGAAGGUGUCAAUUAUAAGCCCAGCUACUCCGAUCGGAUGAAGCUGCUUCCGAAGGGGGUAUCAAAAAUAGAGCGACUCAACGUGCUCGCUGUUGAUAUGCGUCACAAGGCGCGCGGCGUAUGCAUAGAUAUCCAAGAAAAACGCGCAUUGAGUACGCACUCCGGCAACGCUGCUGUACAUAAACCAGUCGAUCUGAAUCGGCAACAGAGGAACGACUAUUCCAAGUCCAAAACGGAGGACUGUUCUGACGUGUGCACGGAAAUGAAACGGCGACGGCAACCACGGCCCAGGUACACAGCCGCACACGAGCCGAAGCCCUGCAACGUGCCUACCCCCACCAAAAUCUACCUACCCUCCAAGGUGAAAUUGUCCGUACCCCCGUGCACCCCGAGACCCGCUUACGAGGACUGCAAGCCAAUCAACUAUUGCCCGCCGCGGGCGGACGACUGCCUGACGAUGCACCCCAAAAAGCUGCCUUUGUUGGAGGCGAAAGAAUGCCCUUGCGUGGAACCAGAGCCGCCGAAGUUCAGCCCCAAGCUGCGUCGGCUUCCUGUUAAGUCAGAGGAUCCUCCAAAGGAGGCGUGUCUCGUCGUAGACGCGUGCGUAAGGCCUAGAGCUGACGACGCGCAGCCGUACAGCUACAAGCCGCUGAGGCCUUACGUUCCCGGCACGUGCGCGUGCGUCGACGAGCCGCCGAUGACGAACGUGAAACUGAAGAGACUGCCUAAAUGCGAGCCCGAGGACGUGUGCCGACCUGUUCGGGUGUGUCCGCCGCCGACGCCUUGUCCGCCAAGAGCGGACGAGUCGCUCGUCGAGCAACAGAAAAAAUUGCCCGUGCUCGAGACGAAGCCGUGCGCGUGCCUGGAGGAACCGCGCAUGAAACCGGGACCGCCAUUGGUCAGACUCGAUCUCGACGUCGCGCAGCCGCCGCGCGCCUGUCCUACAAAGGACGACGCUUGCACAAAGCCUGACCGCGCGGACAAGGACUGGGUGUCGAAGAAGAAGACUCUACCUGCCUUCGUACCGGGCGAUUGUCCGUGCGAGGACCGACCGAUGACUGACGUGAAGCUGCGCAGGCUCCGUUGCGUCGAUGAGCCGCAGGAAUGCGUGGUUCCUGACCCGUGCACCACCUUCCCCAGGGCCGACUGGGGCUGUUGGGAGUACGUCGCAGAGGAGUGCGCGGAAGUCGACCCCGAGUGCGUCAUAGAUCGGAAAGGGAAUUGCGAAACGGAAAAGAAAGUAUCCAAAGCGCAUGCGUGUGACAAGCCCGAUGUGUGCCGCACACACGGUACCAGGGACGUACAGUACGAUUCGAGGAGAAGGUACAACACGACGGCGUCCGGGUCGAUGGGGUUGUUCAAUCGGAUCAAGGGACGCGUCGCCGACGUUCCCGAUAAACCCACAGUCACCGUCAAGGUCAAGCGGAGCAAGAGGAAGAUCGCGUCGCCGACGCUAGUGCUCGUCAGGCGCCUGCGCGAGUUGGACCGACACAAACCUCACGGCCUGUUAUUCGAGCCGCAAAUAGAGGGGAGUGAAGUGAAUCGUACACCCGCAGAUAACUAUUCCGGCUCCGUUAAAGUCAAAAGUCGAAAACGCGAGGUGGCGAAGAAGACGUGCAGUACGAUGCGGCCCCCGGAGGCGCAGCCUUGUCGGGACGGCUCAUGCCCCAAGCACGAGAUGUUAUCUUGCUCGAGGUCUGAGCAACGGCCGCUGUGCAACGCCGAACGUGUACCCGUGUGCUGUGAGAAGGAGGAAGCGCCCUACGUUGCGUACUCGGAACGCGCCUACGGCAAAAUCGAACCUUACACUAGUACGUCCCAGUGGACGUGCGGCAACAGUCGAUACGGGUUUCAUCCCAACAAUAAGAAGAAGCGCGUGUCUUGGGAUAAAUCAGAAACGAAGACAAAGAAGUUUAGUACUGCCGCUCUGAUCGGCGAACUGCCCCACGGCCGGAUGUCGUAUAAAGGUUUGCAAAAGCCGGAUCAGAGUUCGAAAAUUUUGCAACGCGACAUGAGCGGCCGCGCAUUCAACCCACGUGCCCGCGACCCCGACAAAGGUCUGCUAAAUCGCCAAACGUACGCCUCGAAACUGUUCCAAAUUGACGACUCGAACCCGAACCGCGACGCCGACGACGACGCCGACCGAGCGAUAUCGUGCGUCGACGUCGACGACGACGUCGCCUCAAAUCCCGGCAAAGUCGCGGGGCCUUCGACGCCGCCGGCGAAACCACCCUACCCGGCGUUCUCUGAUUGCUUGAACCAAGAUCUAGAGGACCGGCUGACCGAAUGCCCAUUCGAUAAAAAACGCUACUUGGCAAUGCAGCCGAAAUUUUUAAACGCGAAAACGGAAUUUUACAAACUGAACCCGCCCGAGCCCGAGCAAGGCAAGAUCGACGUCUUGAAGGAGCAAGAGUGUAUCAGAGAAAAACUCGCUGUCGAAUACGAAGGUCUGACGCAGACGUGUUCCGAUUUCGGCGAUCCGGUCGAGCUGGUAAAGUCGCGGGACAUCUUCAGCUCUCACAACAAGGACUGCGCGCGAAUCGAAGAAUUGAAGAAACUCGGAAGAUGGCCGCCGAAGACUAUCCGACAAAACCGGCGCUUUUCAACGGUCACGGGUUUAAACGCGAUCCGCGAACUGUCUGGCGAAUAUUUGAUCUGCCAGGCCGAAGUGCGCAGAAUACACGUUCGCCAUGUUAGAACCGUCGUGGACAAUUGGGUACCGGCGGGCUGUAAGAGGUGCUAUUCGACUAUUAAGUUCGGACCGCAGAGAUGGCGUGCCAGAUCGAAAUGCGAUCGUUCAAAAAAACCAUGCCCGAAGUUUACCCUCAGCAACUGCCCGCCAGUGUCAGAUCGGGGGCGGUGCCAGAGGGAGCCGAUUACGCAACCCUCCGUUAAACCAUUCACGCCGUAUGCGUCGUAUUCGGAGAACGACGGUGCCAAAUGUUCGUUCCAUGAAGAGUGCGAGUGCCUCCAGCCGCGGUACCCUAUUUUGCCCGAGAUCGAAUCGAGUAAACAGUUUCCCACAGCGGACAAGUUGGAUCCGUCGCUCAACCGCCACUAUCUCCAAUGUAAACACGGCACGCGUCCCGAGGGCUUGACCCUCGACUGCGACACCUUCGAGAAAUACGUCGCUGCCAAGUCGAGGCAGGGGGCGGAAACUGUUGAAUUCGUCGUCGAUUCUAGAUGCGACGACGAAGGUAAAACCACGUGCUGCAGUCAAACUCCUCGUGAAACCGUCGAAGAGAUCGAACCCAAGCCUUGCGAAUACCCACCGCCUGGCCACAUCCCCGAAGAGGAUAGCAAGUGUCUGAAAGAGCAGCGCGGAGGCGUCAUCGCCAAGUCCAAAAUGGGCGGGGCCAGCGGCCCCGUUAGCUUCUUCGCCGCGCUAUGGCAACUGAUGGCAAACUACUUCAGAGCGCGACCUAAUUGUCCUGAACCGGGUGAUUACAAGAGGAUGGCUCUAAGAGUGAAAGCGGAGAAGGCGGCCAAAGCGGCCGGUCUGGUAGCUGUUGAUCCAAAUUGCGUCCCGCCCGAAGUACUGAAGACGAUCAAGUCAAAUACCGAUUGCUUACCUUGCUCGUCUUCGUCGUCGCCAGCUAGGAGACAGUUCAGCACCGCAGCGACGAGGAGGUGUUACUCGAAGAGUGUCGACAGUGAGAAUCUCAAAGAAAUCAAUCGGAUCUUGGAAGAGGCGGAGUCGAGGUUAGAGGAAACGGAACCGGCUACGUCGAAUGUGGGUACCGAAUUCAUUGCGUUUCAAACGAACGAGGCGAACUGGGCCGACUUUAAAAGGUCGCUGGAGUGCGAAAUAUGCGGAUUUCCGGUAACCAAGCGAAGAAGUUCGGAAAAUUAUUGCGGGUAUUCCGAGGUAUUGCCGAGCAGGGAGAAUAUUAUGGAGAAAGCGUGGACGGUAUGUGUUGGUUCAUCGAACGAACCAUACAUGGAGCCCACUGACGACGAUAAGUCCUCCGGUAUCGCAGAUUGCGAUUGCGACGAAGAGAGCUACCGGAACGAGCAAGAUAUUUUGAACGAGUUGGAGAAAUUGCUGCGCAAACCUGAUAAAGACAAGUGACCGUUUUAUCUUGAUUUCGUCACGUUCAUGUUGUUGUCGUGUCGGGUAAUAAAGGUUCGAUUGAUGACGUUAAUGCUCUUUGAUUUAUUUAAAUCAUAGUUGUUUUUGUAAUGUUAGUAAAAAAGUAUUAAUAAAUUUGAAUACUUCGUUUUUAUAUGCAGCGCGGAAAUAUAAUUUGGCAACUGGCAUAAAUGGACGCUAUAUAAAUUAUUAGUAGUGUUUAUAGUCAAUAGCAGUUUGUAAAUGCGAAUUCACUUUUGGACUUUGUUAUUUUAAACGAAAUAAAUUGUCAGUUCAGAUACAAAAAUAAAUGACAAU
This is a messenger RNA of Cylas formicarius (sweet potato weevil), 5306 nucleotides long. RefSeq lists its product as uncharacterized. The transcript is spliced from 13 exons. The record is from RefSeq and is a predicted model, not a curated record. Lineage: Eukaryota; Metazoa; Arthropoda; Insecta; Coleoptera; Brentidae. Bases 117 to 4988 code for a protein of 1623 amino acids.